AUGGAUGUGAAAGAUAUACCUCUUGAUAAAUGCCCUUCUGGUAGAUUUUUGGGAGAAACUGUAUAAACUGAUAACUUUGGUCUAUAAUUCAAUUAUAAAUGCCCAAAGACCCUAAAUACAACAUUGUGGUUGCAAUUAAAAACAAAGCCAAAUUUAAAAUGCGCCAAUGAUACUGAUAUCAUGAAAGCCUUGGAUGUUCUUGAAAUAAACCUAUUAACUUCCAACCAAUUCGUUGAUGUUAAUGAAAGAGAAAGGAAUCCAGUAAAAUCUAUAAUUAAAAAUUUCUAUUCAACUAGUAAAUCAGAAUUAAGUUAGACUUUUUCGCUCAAACUAGGCUAGAAUUUUCUAAUUAAAAAUACAUCUCCAUUAUCUAAUCAAAUUUAUUCAGAAAACAUAACUUACUAUUCAAUAAGAGCUGACGAAACAAAUCUUGGAGACUAUAAAAAAUAUUAAACUACAUUCAGGUAUUUCAUUCUAUUAGAUGACAAUAUUUUGACAACAUCCAUAGAAGUUUACACUAUCUCAGAUGCACUUUCAAGUACAGGUGGUAUAUUAGGAAUUGUUUCUUUAAUCGAUAAGAUUCUUCUUUACAGAUUAGGAAAUGUAUUGUAGAAUAUUUGGUUGCUGCAAGAAAAAAGAGUAAAGGAAUCUUAUAAACAAAAGAAUGAAACUUUUUAAGAAAGCUUAGGAAAUGCUUGA
This is a messenger RNA of Stylonychia lemnae, 699 nucleotides long. Lineage: Eukaryota; Ciliophora; Spirotrichea; Sporadotrichida; Oxytrichidae. The record is from the annotation of a GenBank genome assembly.